Molecule: messenger RNA, 1027 nt
Organism: Salvia hispanica
Lineage: Eukaryota; Viridiplantae; Streptophyta; Magnoliopsida; Lamiales; Lamiaceae
Product: transcription factor bHLH62-like
Cellular component (GO): nucleus
Molecular function (GO): protein dimerization activity
Source: RefSeq, a predicted model, not a curated record
AGGCCCAUCAGCGCCUAUAAAUUUACAACCACUUCAUUUGGUGAAGUCCGUCUAUGCCUCCGAUUGGCAAUAAUCUUCGUCGAAAACGUUCCGAAAUUACUAUUUUACCCUCGAAAAUGUUCUUCGCGUCAGAAUGUUAUGGUUUCGAGUCUUUCGACCAUAAUAAUGUGCAACAUUGCACAAUCAAUCAUAGCAUCCCUCCAAUUUCUGAAGAUCAAUUGAGAUUAUGGCUUCAAAAUGCACCACAAUAUUAUAUGGAAGGUGAUGGAGGCUAUGAUCAUCUCUCAAAUUGUCAAUCAAGAAUUGGAAAUCCAAGUGAAAAUUCAAGUUUGGACAUCAACUUGCAUGGCUUUGACAAUAGUACCCUCUCUAGCAACACACAGACCAGCACUACUAGCGUACGAGUGAGCAAAGUUCAUGGAGAUGAACGGAAGGAGGUGGCCGACGAAGAAACAAUACGGCGUAAGAGACCACGUUCAACCGAAGCACAUAACCUAAAUGAGAGGUUGCGGAGGAGAAAAAUUAAUCAAAAAAUGGCAACUCUCCAAGAAAUGAUUCCCAACUCCAAUAAGGACCAAGCGUCAACCAUAGAUGAUGUGAUCAAGUACAUAAAAACGUUACAACAUCUAGUUGAGAUGAUGUCGACCGAAACUAAUCAUAUUAUGCAUCAAGGGAUCAAGACUCCAACCCUAACUUCGUUCCAACAAGGAGGGAAUGGGGUGUGGCUUGGUUUUCCCAUUGGAGUAUAUAAUCCAUGGUUUUUUCAAUCAUCAAUGGGUAGUUUGGAAUCACAAUUCGAACCAAUGUAUGCUAAUGGAAUUUCAUGUUUUGGAUUCCCACCAUCAACUCUUCCAAAUGACAAGUCCAGACAAUCAUAUGGUGCUUCUAAUUACCUAAAUAAAGUUUAGAGGUUUUUAUGAUAUGUUAUUGAUAUAUAGAUAGAUUAAAAUAGAAUUAGGAUUUUUUAUUGAGUCCAAUGAUGUCAUUUCAAUAUAUAUAUAUUUUUAAAUAUGACCAAAUUAACUUU